CUCUAUAAAAACCCUCCAAGGAUCACUCUCCCAGUGUAAUCUGCACCAUUUUCAAAUAAAAUGGCAAACCCUAAAAUCCUCCCUCUGAUUCUCUUCUCUCUCUUCGCGAUCGCAUCUGCUAAAGUCUUCUUCGAAGAACGAUUCGAAGAUGGAUGGGAGAAUAGCUGGGUUGUAUCUGAUUGGAAGAAAGAUGAGAACACUGCUGGGGUGUGGAACUACACUUCUGGAAAAUGGAAUGGAGACCCCAAUGACAAAGGUAUCCAAACAAGUGAAGACUAUAGGUUCUAUGCUAUUUCAGCUGAGUUCCCUAAAUUCAGCAACAAGGAUCAGACACUAGUCUUCCAAUUCUCCGUCAAGCAUGAGCAAAAGCUUGACUGUGGUGGUGGCUACAUGAAGUUGCUCAGUGGUGAAGUUGACCAGAAGAAAUUUGGUGGUGAUACCCCAUACAGUAUCAUGUUUGGACCAGAUAUAUGUGGAUACAGCACCAAGAAAGUCCAUGCCAUUCUUAACUACAAAGAAACAAACCACUUGAUCAAGAAGGACGUUCCUUGUGAGACUGACCAGCUCUCUCAUGUCUACACAUUGAUCAUCCGUCCUGAUGCUACAUACAGUAUCCUUAUUGACAAUGUGGAGAAGCAAACUGGCAGUUUGUAUGCUGACUGGGAUCUUCUCCCACCGAAGACAAUCAAGGAUCCUGAGGCCAAGAAACCAGAAGAUUGGGAUGACAAGGAGUAUAUUCCUGAUCCCGAGGACAAGAAGCCAGAGGGUUAUGAUGACAUUCCUAAAGAACUUCCAGAUCCUGAAGCCAAAAAGCCCGAGGACUGGGAUGAUGAGGAAGAUGGUGAGUGGACUGCCCCAACCAUUCCUAACCCUGAGUACAAGGGCCCAUGGAAGCCAAAGAAAAUUAAGAACCCCAACUACCAGGGCAAAUGGAAAGCACCAAUUAUUGACAACCCAGAUUUCAAGGAUGAUCCAGAACUUUAUGUUUACCCUGACUUGAGAUAUGUUGGCAUUGAGUUGUGGCAGGUGAAAUCUGGAACCUUGUUUGACAAUGUCUUGGUCUCUGACGACCCUGAGUACGCGAAGCAGAUGGCUGAAGAAACAUGGGGAAAGCAGAAAGAUGCUGAGAAGGCAGCAUUCGAAGAGGCAGAGAAGAAAAGAGACGAGGAGGAAUCCAAGGAAGAUCCAGCUGACUCCGAUGCUGAGGAGGAGGACGAGGCUGGUGAUGCUGAAGGAGAGGAUUCCGAUGCCGAGACCAAAGCUGACACAGCUGAGGAUGAAGAUGAAGUACAUGAUGAGUUGUGAUGAGGAAGCUCUCUUGCCAGCAACUCAGUCUAGAGAUAAAGCUUGGCACCAAGUGCUCGUAAUUUUUUUCCUCAUAAUUCGUAGUUGUAGGAGUCCGUUCGUUUAGGGAGGGAGGGAGGGCCAAAACGGGUUGAGAACCGCGUGGCUGAUUGUUUUUUAAGUAUCCGGGCCUUGAGAAGGAAUGGGAACUGUGCUUUUAUUAUCACAUUCAUAAAAAUAGUUUGAACGUUCUUCAAA
Molecule: messenger RNA, 1542 nt
Organism: Populus nigra (black poplar)
Lineage: Eukaryota; Viridiplantae; Streptophyta; Magnoliopsida; Malpighiales; Salicaceae
Product: calreticulin
Exons: 14
Coding region: 61-1305 (414 amino acids)
Biological process (GO): protein folding
Cellular component (GO): endoplasmic reticulum; endoplasmic reticulum membrane
Molecular function (GO): calcium ion binding
Source: RefSeq, a predicted model, not a curated record